Molecule: messenger RNA, 771 nt
Organism: Heteronotia binoei (common prickly gecko)
Lineage: Eukaryota; Metazoa; Chordata; Lepidosauria; Squamata; Gekkonidae
Product: acyl-coenzyme A thioesterase THEM4-like
Exons: 6
Coding region: 1-771 (256 amino acids)
Source: RefSeq, a predicted model, not a curated record
AUGUCAAUCCAACUUAUCCGGUACUUCCCUGUGGCUCAGGAACAGAGGCUGUGCCUUGCAUGCGGAAGGCCCCGGGUUCUGUCCCCGGCAUCUCCAGCUGAAAAGCUCCAGGCGGCAUUGGAAAGGAUCGGGUGGGUGAUUCUGAAUCUGCAAGCUACGUCUAGUCAAUCCAGUCUCCUAAAGGACUACUCCCUCCCCAACUCCAGCUGGAGCAAAGACAUGAUGGACGAGUUUGAGAAGUUCAUGGAGAUGUGUGAAGACGAGACGUGGAGACGGAUCCCUUCUCAUAGGUACUUGGAAAAGAAUAUUUCAGAAUGGACAGGGAAGGCGCUCCAGGAGGAGGAGGAGGGAGAAAAGAAACAAGAGACCCGGUUCUUUUGCCGAAACAUCGACGGCGAAGGCCUGGGGUUUGAAUAUGUGAUGUUCUUCAACCCAUCUGAGAAAAGGGUGGUAUGCCUUUUCCAGCCAGGGGCCUACCUGGAGAGUUAUGCAGGUUUGGUGCACGGCGGUUGCAUCGCAACCAUUCUCGACAACAGCUUCACAGCAUGCGUCAUCUCCCUCGUUGGCAGAGGCUUCGUGGUGAAUCUCAACGUCAACUACAAGAGCCCCAUCUGGCUGGGUUCCAUGGUUGUGGUGGACACCAGAAUGGACAAGAUGGAGGGAAGGAAGAUGUUCCUGUCUGGCCAGGUGAGGAGCAAAGAUGGACAGACCCUUCACGCAGAUGCCACAGCUCUGCUCAUCUUAAGGGAUUCAAAGAAGUCAUUUCCAUAA